This is a messenger RNA of Gossypium arboreum, 980 nucleotides long. RefSeq names its product NAD(P)H-quinone oxidoreductase subunit N, chloroplastic. The transcript has 4 exons. The record is from RefSeq and is a predicted model, not a curated record. Gene Ontology annotation, cellular component: membrane. The coding region runs from base 190 to 873 and encodes 227 amino acids. Lineage: Eukaryota; Viridiplantae; Streptophyta; Magnoliopsida; Malvales; Malvaceae. Gene Ontology annotation, molecular function: oxidoreductase activity, acting on NAD(P)H, quinone or similar compound as acceptor.
GCUUGGCACAUGGAAACUUCUACUCUCCAUGGGGUGGGUGGUUGAGUUAAGCUCAACCUGUUUGAGUGGGUACCUUUUGCUUCCUUAUCUUAUCCACACACCCUACAACACUUUGCUCCCACAAUCUCUAUCUGCAAUUGUGAAUGGAUUUCCUCCUAUUACAAACAAACAUCAGCAAAAAAUAAGGCAAUGGCCACUACUACAGCAACCUGUUUUCACUUACAACACAUACCAUCAUCACCAUGGGUGAACAACACCAGCAGAAUAACAACAUACAAAGCCAUGGAUGGAUCAUUAAGAGCUUCAAACCCCCAAACCCAAACAUUCAUUAAACCCGUGAAAUGUAGUAGUAGUAGUAGUAGUAGCGGAAAUGAGAUAGGCAUAGCCGAUUUCAUCGGUGGAGAUCUAUUAAAAUUCGAUUUAGGGCAAUGGCUAUCGGAUGUAGAACAACACAAAGCCCUUGCUAUUUACACCCCACACGAAGGUGGCUACGAGGGUCGUUACUUUACACGGCUUCGACACCAGGGUUACUAUUUCCUCGACCUUACUGCUCGUGGCCUUGGUGAUCCCGAAACUACACUCACUAAGAUCCAUCCUGUUUGCCCUCCUCAUGUCGGGAAGCAACCAAUAGCAAGGUGGUAUUUCCCACCGGAAGUUGAUUAUAGGCUCCAAGCUUUGCCUCCUAAUGCUAAAGGACUUAUCGUCUGGGUAAUCGAAGCCAAGGUUUUGUCCAAGUCGGAGCUACAAUUUCUUGCUUUGCUACCCACCCUCAGGCCAAAAGUGAGGGUCAUUGCCGAGUGUGGAAACUGGAGAAAGUUCAUGUGGAAACCACUCAAGGAAAUUGCAGGCCUAACUGCUGAGGAUGGAGCAUGAAUGACGAAAUUGUAAAAUAUAAUUUUUUUUAUUUAAAUUAUGUAAUUUAGUUCUUUUAGUUUUGAAACCCAAGAAAAUAAGUAAAAAUUAGUUCUUUUUGGUUCUAA